UGGUCAAAGCCAGGGGGAGAGCGCGAGCGAGCGAGGAGGAAGAAAAAGCGGUGCGAGCGGGCGCUUCCUGGUUGUUGGUGCCUCUGGGAGUGGACGGCGCGGUCGGGCGAGGAUUUUGGCUCUCCAUUCUAAAAAGGUGGCAUUUGUCGCAGCUGAGAAGCGAAGAUGCCUCAUGAGCUGAAAAAAGUGUUCGCCAGCCUCCCUCAGGUCGAAAGAGGCGUCUCCAAAAUCAUUGGGGGAGACCCGAAGGGCAACAACUUUCUGUACACGAACGGGAAAUGUGUCAUCAUUCGCAACAUCGAUAAUCCGGCAAUUGCUGACAUCUACACUGAACAUGCCCAUCAAGCUGUGGUUGCCAAGUAUGCACCCAGUGGCUUCUACAUUGCAUCUGGAGAUAUCUCUGGAAAGCUUAGAAUUUGGGAUACCACACAGAAGGAACAUUUGCUGAAGUAUGAAUAUCAGCCUUUUGCAGGAAAAAUAAAAGACAUUGCAUGGACUGAAGACAGCAAGAGGCUUGCUGCUGUUGGGGAAGGAAGGGAAAAAUUUGGAGCAGUGUUUCUAUGGGAUACCGGUUCUUCAGUAGGUGAGAUCGCUGGCCACAACAAAGUUAUCAAUAGUGUAGAUAUUAAGCAGACAAGACCUUACCGCUUAGCAACUGGCAGUGAUGACAGCUGUGCAGCUUUCUUUGAAGGACCACCAUUCAAAUUCAAGUUUACAAUAAGUGAUCACAGCCGUUUUGUUAACUGCGUACGGUUUUCUCCUGAUGGAAAUAGGCUUGCUACAGCCAGUGCAGAUGGCCAGAUUUUUAUUUAUGAUGGCAAAACUGGAGAGAAAGUUGCUGCUCUAGGUGGAAAUAAGGCACACGAUGGAGGCAUUUAUGCAAUUAGUUGGAGUCCAGAUGGCAAUCGCUUGCUUUCAGCUUCUGGAGACAAAACAGCUAAGAUAUGGGAUGUUGGUGCCAAUAGUAUAGUGAAUACAUUUAAUAUGGGAUCAAAUGUUCUGGAUCAGCAGUUGGGUUGCUUAUGGCAAAAAGGCCACUUGUUGACUAUUUCUCUUUCUGGCUACAUCAACUAUCUGGAUGAGAAUAACCCAGAUAAACCUCUUCGCAUCAUAAAGGGUCACAGUAAAUCAAUACAAUGUCUUACAGUGCAUAAAAAUGGAGGAAAAUCCUAUAUUUACUCUGGGAGUCAUGAUGGACAUAUUAAUUAUUGGGAUUCUGAUACAGGGGAAAAUGAUGGUUUUUUGGGGAAAGGACACACAAAUUUGGUUUCACGAAUGGCUGUGGAUGAAAUGGAGCAGCUGGUCAGUUGCAGCAUGGAUGAUACUGUGCGUUACACCAGUCUCAGUAAAAAAGAUUACAGUGGCCAAGAUGCUAUAAAAAUGGAUGUUCAGCCCAAAUGUAUAGCUGUUGGACCUGGCGGAUAUGCUGUGGUUGUAUGCAUUGGAGAGAUUGUCUUGAUGAAAGAUAAGAAGAAAUGUUUUGUGGUUGAUAACCCAGGUUUUGAACCAGAAGCAGUAGCGGUUCACCCAGGAGGUGGCAUGGCAGCAGUUGGAGGAACAGAUGGAAACGUUUACUUGUAUGCAAUUCAGGGAACGUCCUUGAAAAGAGAUGAAAAGACAUUGGAAGUGAAAGGCCCUGUGACUGACCUGGCCUAUUCCCAUGACGGUGCCUUUCUGGCAGUGACAGAUGCCAGCAAGGUUGUCACUGUGUUUAGUGUGGCUGAUGGCUACGCGGAACAUAAUGCAUUUUAUGGACACCAUGCAAAAAUUGUCUGCAUUGCAUGGUCACCAGAUAAUGAACACUUUGCUUCAGGGGGCAUGGAUAUGAUGGUAUAUGUUUGGACACUGAGUGACCCAGAAACCAGAGUCAAAAUACAAGAUGCCCACAGAUUGCAUCAUGUAAGCAGCUUGGCAUGGCUGGAUGAAUAUACCUUGGUAACAACAUCGCAUGAUGCAUCUGUUAAAGAGUGGUCUAUUUCCUACAAAUAAAAUGCCUUCAAUCAGGAGAACCUCAUCAGGGACUAGAACUACUGGAGUGAAAUAUGGCAUUUCUCUUUCUUAAAGUUAGCAAAUCUGUAAUGGCCUCUGGGGUCUUAUAGCAUAUUCUCAUAUCUUUGCAGAGGGUGUUCUUAUCUGUAAUUAAAUGACCUAUGAAAAGCUUUAGUCAGUAAUGGUUUGCACAUGAGAAGCACUUAAAUUAUGUCUGAAGCUUAUAAAAAUUGUGUGCUGAACAUUCCAGGGUCUACAGCCUAGCAGUUUGGCGUAGAGGAAUUUUAAACUGAUUUGGUUCCUUAUUUUUUAAUAUCUAAGACACACAUACUUGCACAUGGUAUUGUACAGCAUGAGAGAAUUCUCAUUUUUUUCUAAUUGCAGAACAUUUCUGUACUAACAGUCAUAGUAAGAAUGCUAGUUGUGAUCCAAAAAUGAAUCGUGGUGUGCAGCUACUGUAUAUUGGCUUGUCUGUAAUGCACCAAAUUGUUGCCUCAGUUUUCCUUCACCAGAUAACGAAGUGGGGUACAUCCAUAAUAAACUUCUCUGUAUUUCAUGUCCAGAUUUGUAGUUAUUUUUAAGAUUAAAAUGUGGGGGUUUGUUGUACUUUGCCAUUCUUUUAGAAUUUAAAGUUUACAAAUAAAUGUCAAGGCAUUUUUCCAGAUAUACCUUUGUUACCUUUUUGAACAAAUGAGAAUAUUUGAUCAUGAUUUGUCUGUCAGGAAAGGGAUGCAUCUAGAUUUGCUUUAAAUAUGCCUGUUUCAUAAGGAAAACAAUGUUAAUGUAAGAAAACAUACAGUAAUUAUGAAAAUGCUUUUUUCAGUACAGGAAUUAAAGUGAAAUAAAGCA
Messenger RNA from Sceloporus undulatus (fence lizard), 2838 nucleotides. It is a transcript of the gene WDR1, whose product is annotated as WD repeat domain 1. The transcript has 15 exons. The record is from RefSeq and is a predicted model, not a curated record. NCBI's taxonomy places the organism in Eukaryota, Metazoa, Chordata, Lepidosauria, Squamata, Phrynosomatidae. Gene Ontology annotation, molecular function: actin filament binding. Bases 166 to 1989 code for a protein of 607 amino acids. Gene Ontology annotation, cellular component: cortical actin cytoskeleton. Gene Ontology annotation, biological process: sarcomere organization; positive regulation of actin filament depolymerization; actin filament depolymerization.